CGGAGACAUAACACGACAGCAUAACAGGAAGACAAUAUAUUGCAUAUUCAUACACAUCUUCACAAGCAGAUACAUAUGAACUGCUACGAAAAUAUACAUAAGCAAGUUUUCCCCUAUUUAUGUUUAUAGUAUUUUACAUAUACACUUACGCAAGUACAUGCGACCAUUUACAUGCAUAUAUACGAUGCGUAUUAGAAUUAAUGUAAAAUAAAGCUGGCUUACACUAAGAGGAGAGCACAAGGAAAAAUAGGACAUGAAAACAUUUCAAUGGGAUAUGACAUGUGAUGGUAUUUUAACUUUUUGGAUAUAUUUCUUCUUAAUUUUGUCUGUAUUGCUAAACGAGUUUCGGCUAAUAAAAGCUGGUCGUCCUAAUGAAUUGCACAUUGGCGGCAUUUUUCCAAUAGCUGGCAAAGGAGGAUGGCAGGGUGGUCAAGCUUGCAUGCCCGCGGCAAGACUGGCAUUGGAUGAUGUGAAUAAAGAGACAAAUCUUUUGCCGGGUUUUCGUCUUAUACUACAUAGCAACGACAGUGAGUGUGAACCUGGUUUAGGUGCCAGCGUGAUGUAUAAUCUUCUUUAUAAUAAGCCACAAAAACUAAUGCUUUUAGCUGGUUGUAGCACAGUAUGUACAACGGUUGCUGAAGCAGCUAAGAUGUGGAAUUUAAUAGUGUUAUGUUAUGGUGCAUCAAGUCCGGCCUUAUCGGAUCGUAGUCGUUUUCCUACGUUAUUUCGUACUCAUCCCUCAGCCACUGUACAUAAUCCAACUAGAAUAAAAUUAAUGAAAAAAUUUGGCUGGUCACGUAUAGCUAUACUACAACAAGCAGAAGAAGUUUUCAUAUCGACCGUUGAAGAUCUGGAAGAGCGAUGCAUGGAAGCAAGCAUAGAAAUUGUUACAAGGCAGUCAUUUUUAUCCGACCCAACUGAUGCUGUACGCAAUUUAAGACGUCAAGACGCUCGCAUCAUUGUUGGCCUCUUCUAUGUGGUUGCUGCCAGACGAGUUUUAUGUGAAAUGUUUAAGCAACAAUUAUAUGGACGAGCACAUGUCUGGUUUUUUAUAGGUUGGUAUGAAGACAAUUGGUAUGAAGUGAAUUUGGGUAAUGAAGGUAUUACAUGUACAGUAGAGCAAAUGCGCAUGGCCGCUGAAGGUCACUUAACCACAGAAGCCUUAAUGUGGAAUCAAAAUAAUCAAACCACAAUUUCAGGCAUGACUGCUGAAGAGUUUCGGCUGCGCUUAAAUCAUGCGCUAAUUGAGGAAGGUUACGAUAUAAAUCAUGACCGUUAUCCAGAAGGUUAUCAGGAAGCACCUUUAGCUUACGAUGCGGUCUGGAGUGUAGCGUUAGCCUUUAAUAAAACUAUGGAACGUUUAAAAAGACGUAAUAAAUCUCUAAAGGAAUUCACAUACAACGACAAAGACAUUGCUGAUGAAAUUUAUGCAGCCAUGAAUUCUACACAAUUUCUCGGAGUAUCGGGGGUGGUGGCUUUCAGUUCUCAGGGAGAUCGCAUUGCUUUAACGCAAAUCGAACAGAUGAUUAAUGGUAGAUACGAAAAGCUGGGUUAUUAUGACACUCAACUCGAUAACCUAACCUGGCUGAAUAUGGAGCAAUGGAUCGGUGGAAAAGUACCUCAAGAUCGCACAAUAGUACGUCGCGUUUUGCGUACCGUAUCGCUGCCAUUAUUUGUGUGUAUGUGUACAAUAUCUUGUUGUGGUAUUUUAGUAGCAUUAGCGUUAAUUAUAUUUAAUAUCUGGCAUAAACAUAGAAGAGUCAUACAAUCGUCACAUCCUGUAUGUAAUACAAUUAUGUUAUUUGGUGUAAUAAUUUGCUUAAUUUCCGUCAUACUAUUGGGUAUCGACGGACGGUUUGUUAGUUCAGACGAAUACCCCAAAAUUUGUCAAGCACGUGCUUGGCUAUUAUCCACCGGUUUUACUUUAGCUUAUGGUGCUAUGUUUAGUAAAGUUUGGCGUGUACAUCGUUUUACCACAAAAGCGAAAACAGAUCCCAAGAAAAAAGUCGAACCCUGGAAGCUUUACACCAUGGUUACGGGCCUUUUGUCUGUAGAUCUGAUUAUAUUGACAGCCUGGCAAAUUAUUGAUCCUUUGCAACGUAUAUUAGAGACUUUUCCUUUGGAGGAUCCUAUAUCAACGACUGAUGAUAUCAAAAUACGUCCAGAGUUGGAACAUUGUGAGAGUUCACAAAAUUCCGUUUGGUUGGGCCUUGUCUAUGGUUAUAAAGGACUAAUAUUAGUGUUUGGCCUUUUUUUAGCUUAUGAAACGCGCUCAAUUAAAGUGAAACAAAUUAAUGAUUCGCGUUACGUUGGCAUGAGCAUAUACAAUGUGGUAGUACUAUGCUUAAUUACAGCCCCAGUGGGUAUGGUUAUAGCGUCGCAACAGGACGCAUCUUUCGUUUUCGUGGCGUUAGCUGUGAUAUUCUGUUGCUUUUUAAGCAUGCUAUUAAUAUUUGUGCCAAAGGUUAUUGAGAUAAUACGUCAUCCUAAGGAUAAGGCUGAGUCAAAAUAUAAUCCGGAUUCGGGUAUAUCGAAAGAGGAUGAAGAACGUUACCAAAAACUAGUAACAGAAAAUGAAGAACUGGAACGACUGAUAGCACAGAAAGAGGAAAAAAUCCGUUUGCUUCGUCAACGUGUAGCGGAACGUGAGUCGCAAAUGAAAGCGUCGGAAGCAAAUGGUUCAGGUAUUAAUGCUGUUGGACCAAGUUCGGGUCAUACCGUAGCCACGGCAACAACAACAAUGUCCUAUAAUACACCCGCCGCCAUCACAACAGCCAUAACACAAGAUACUCACGAUCAUCAUACAUGAAAAAACUUGUCAAUUUCUUUUUCGUGAUAGGUAAAAUUUUAACUAAGAUAAAUUUAAAAAAGGAAAACCAAAAAUUUUAUUAGUUCAAAAUUCAUUGUAUAUAUGAGUAUAAAGGUUAAGUUAAAUAGAAUUUAAUAAGUUGCAAAUCAUAAGAGUAGUCAAAUGAAAUAAGAAAUGAAAACGAACUAAUAUUUAAGAAAACUUUUCCUCAAACUGAAAAUUGAAACAAAAAAGAAAAAUUACUCUAAAUUAUCUUCAUUAAUUUCAAGGCUGUUUUUUCAAUGUCCGGUUAGUGUUCGUUUUUCAAAAUUAACGAUCCUUGAAUCUAAUAACCAACAGUCAAAAAGAAUAUGUAAUUGUUUUCUCCAAAUCACCUUUUUAAUACAACAAUUCAAAAUUCUAAAAAAAGAUUUUUUAUUUAUCUAUUCACUUCAUAAUGAUGUAUAUAAUAGUUUGGACAUUUUAACUGUGCACUCAUAACAUGCAUACUUGCACAAAUGUGCUUGUAGUCGUAAUUAAAAUUUAAUUAUUUAAUAAAAAAUUCUAUAAAUAGUUAAAGUUUGCAAAACGAAAAAAAAAGAACAAAACAAAAGCUAAUGUCCAACAAUGUAUAGACAUACGUACAAAUAUACAAAACUUAAUUAUUAAACUAGUUUAAAUUAUUAACCUAGACAGGUAUUUAACUCUAUUUGAGGUUAGUAUAUAAUUUGUAAAAAUUAGUUCAAUUUAUUAGAUAAAACAAUUUAGAAAAGUUAGGAAAGAAUGCGUAUAAAAACCAUAAAACGCAAUUAAUAAACGCUAUCUUGUUACAUGAAUCGAUUAGUAUUCAAUCCAAAUUUUAGCGGCAAUACGCAAAGGUGUGAUAUGAUCACUUACAUUAGUACCCACUAUUAAACGAUAUAUGUAUUUAGAUACAUACUGAUAUUAGGUUAGAAGAGUUGUCGUAACAUUCUAAAGAUGGUAAAGCAGAAUUUUCUUAAACCAGAGCCCUUUUUGCACUGUUGCAUUCCUAUUCUCCUCACGGUAUGUGUUAUUAUCGUCAGAAAUCACAAUUUUUUUGCACGACAACACUCGCUUUAAUUACUCGAUGCGCGUGAAAGCAAUUUAUCCCACUUUUUCUAAAAUUCACUCUCUAAUGGAUACUUAUUAACUUACCAUGAAAAAUGUUGAUAAGAUUCUGCCUUUGUAAAAAUCCUCAAAGCUUCUAUUUUUGUAAAGAAGCCGCAGUCUAUCGCUAGCAAUAAACUUGCCGAACACCCAUUGCACGUUAUAGUUGUGGAAGUGUAAAUAGUAUGUUCCGAUGGAUGAACUAAUGUUUUUUCGAAUUUUAAUAUCUUUAACGCAGAGCCAAGAAAUUUAAUAUAGCAUUCAAUUCGAAAUUUCUCUGUCUAAUAGAUAUGGAUUGCUAGUAGCAUGAACUGCAAAGCAUCGAUCAGUCGACGGCAGAAGCUUCGUAUAAACCCAAUGCAAUAGCAAGUUCCUAAUUAUACCAACAUUGAAUUGAGUAAUAGCGUCAAUAAAAUUAAUCCUAACUUGCUUAUCUUCACCCAAUUUACUGACCUUUCCAUAUAAAUAAAACUUUGGUCCUGUUCCUUUUAUAUGUAUAUCUAAAUUAUAUAUUAAACAACAAGUCAAGAAAGUCGAAAAAGUUAAAACUUUAUAAAGGACGCACCUUUUUCACAGGCCAAGAGUUAUGGCAGACAUCUUAAAGAAGUCAAAAAACGAUGUAUUCGCUAGUUUGUAUGAAAACGUUGGCAUGGGAACGCUGAUUUCAUGUGUUCACCGAGUUUACCCGCAAUACAACGAAAUCUAGUGUUGUCGUAAGUCGGCAAAAUUGCAUAAAUUUAAAUUUGAACUUCUACCCGAAAAAGCGAACUCUCCAGAUCAGGCUCUCAGCUACCAUUUUCUGUUUACAAAUCUCUUACAAUUGGUCCUGAAAAAACGUGCAUCUUACGUCCUGUAAAAAUUAUAACGUUGACAAUCUUUGAAAUGAUUAUGAACCUCUUGAAAUCAUUCUUAUGUUGAUAAAAUCGAAUUUUGCAAAAAUUCUUAUGAAAUAAGACGGCGUGAAAGGAUUUCCGUAUUUUAUUGCGUGGAAGUAACGUUACUUGUCAAGUCAAGGCAAACAUAGAGAAUCAGUCAUAUGGGGUCUUAUUAGUUACGUCUACCUCUCGUAGGAUAUGUAGAGGACUGCCUUCGAAACACUCGUAUCAUUUAGAUGCGAAAUGCAGAGUGAACAAAUUUUUUAUUGACUGAUGUGCUUUUUGACUUUUCAUAAAUAUUCCAAUUAAUUCUAAAAUAUUUAGAAAUAUAGUUCGGACUUCCUAAUUGUUUCUGUGUUUUAAAAACCUUUUAGUAAUUGUUAUUUUAAGAAACUCUAAAAAGGCGCCUUCUCUAGUUUAAUUUAUGGAAUUCAACCCAGACGUUGUACUGUAAUUUUCUUUACUUCUGAUUGUAGUAACACAAACGAGAAACGGGUGAAUGCUGCAUAUGGCAAAUAAAAGUCCUUAUUUCAUAUUCAUCAAGAAUACGCGUACUUUACAGGAUAUAUUGAUUUUGUAUCUGGGUAGUUUUCAUAAGUGAAAUGUCAUCUUUAUUUUACUCUUCUCGCGUAUGAAGCUAAUGGGACGUCAUUCAUGUGCGUCACUAAGUUCGACGUAAUUAAUAAAAAUGCGGUCAUAGAAUGAGAUGGCGAUAGUGAUAAGCUAUAUGAUUUGUUUUUAUUUUAACCCGUUUAUUACAAGCACACUUUAAUUAAUUUAUUUGUUUACCUUUCAUUAAUUAAUAGGUUGUUUCUUUUAUUUCCAUUGGGAUAAUAGUUUUGAUGAAUUUGAAUGAAUAUUCUCGGAGAGUUGUUCAAUGACUUUCAUGUUAGUAGGAAUUAAUUAACAUCUUUACAACAUUUUUGGGUUGCAUUCCCUCAGCUAACGCAAUUUUUCGCGUUUUGAAAUAGAAAUCAUAAUACUUCUAAGUGAAAAUAAACGAAAAAAUUAAUCAAUAUAUCUCUAUGUUCUAAAUGAAAAGCAUUUACUAAUAA
Molecule: messenger RNA, 5846 nt
Organism: Glossina fuscipes
Lineage: Eukaryota; Metazoa; Arthropoda; Insecta; Diptera; Glossinidae
Gene: GABA-B-R1
Product: gamma-aminobutyric acid type B receptor subunit 1
Exons: 16
Coding region: 254-2809 (851 amino acids)
Biological process (GO): G protein-coupled receptor signaling pathway; gamma-aminobutyric acid signaling pathway
Cellular component (GO): G protein-coupled receptor heterodimeric complex; membrane
Molecular function (GO): G protein-coupled GABA receptor activity
Source: RefSeq, a predicted model, not a curated record